AUGGCAGCCCCCACUAUUACACAGAGAGACAUUGGUACAGAGACCGAGGACCAGAGGCAUCGUGUUUAUGAGCAUGCAGAUACAGAGACCGAGGACCAGAGUCAUCAUGUUUAUGAGCAUGCAGAUAUCGGUACCGCAUCCUCCAAGACUUCUUUGUCGCAGCGCGCCCCGACUGUUCCCAUCGCCUUGAGAAGCUGGCAUAUGUAUCUCAAUGUGGGCUUGGGCAAAUUAUCAUACACGAACGUCCUCGGGCAGAGGAAUGAGUGUAUCCGCUCUCAACUAGGAAAUAUGAAGAGCAAAAUCGACCCAUUUGGAAAGAUAAUCAGCGAUAUGCCGAUUGGGCUUGACGUACAUGUCGAACACUCCGUGUACUCGACGUUCCCUUACCCUCCUAUGUUUAGGAAUUUACUAGAAGAGCAGAGAGCGUUGCCAGUCUUCCGAGAGAGCGAGGAGAGCAGUGUAGAAGCUCGCUCCACCCCAGCGGCUGCCAGCCAGCCCGACGGAGAUACGCAGGCCACAACCCGUAUAAAAGACUGGGGCGUCAGAAAUUGCUUAUUCGGCAUUGUCCGGGCUUCAGUCAUUGAGAUCGAUAACCAGGUUCAGCCAGUUUACGUGGUCAUUGGUAUAUUCCCACGCGGCUAUACCACUCCGCGGGAGAUGGUUGUCUUCGUCGAGAACCCCAGUCACCUCUUCUGGAAACUCCAAUGGGCGGCCUUUCGUCUGCGCGGAUUGACCCGCAGCUUGUUUUCUCUCAGGCAUAUCAAAGAGUUUAGACUAUACCAUUGUAAUCCCAAAAACGGAACCCACGAACGGAUCAGGCUUGACAGCAACGGGGUGGCAGAUUUGCAGCUGCUUCUGGACGCGUACAAACAGUGGCUGACCCCCAACUAUAUUUCGCGGAACUGGGCAAAAUGGAUCCACCAAGUGAUGAACAACAACUCGCAUGAUGUGCUGCACGGUUCAUAUUCGCUCGAGCUCGUGUUAGGUUGGUCCUCAACUAGGAUAUCGGUCGUAGUGCUCCUGCCCGUACUGCUGAGUCUGGCGAUCGGCAUAUACCUCAACUCGAGCAAUUGGUCAGACCUGGCAACCACACAGACUGCUUGGGGUACUGCUUCGUUUGUCGUGACUGCGGGAGGUUUGACGGCGGCAUUACUAGGUAUAUUAAGUAGUAUUGCGGAUAAAUGA
Molecule: messenger RNA, 1185 nt
Organism: Hypoxylon fragiforme
Lineage: Eukaryota; Fungi; Ascomycota; Sordariomycetes; Xylariales; Hypoxylaceae
Exons: 3
Coding region: 1-1185 (394 amino acids)
Source: RefSeq, a predicted model, not a curated record